Opisthorchis viverrini is the source of this 276-nucleotide messenger RNA. RefSeq lists its product as hypothetical. Bases 1 to 276 code for a protein of 91 amino acids. The transcript is spliced from 3 exons. The record is from RefSeq and is a predicted model, not a curated record. Lineage: Eukaryota; Metazoa; Platyhelminthes; Trematoda; Opisthorchiida; Opisthorchiidae.
AUGGAUGCCAAGACCUACACAACUAACAAUAUUCUCAUGCCACAUCGGCCGUCGCGUGGUGCCAUCAGCCGGGUCGCCUUAUUUGCUGCAUACAGCAGGGCGGAUUGCCUGAGUGAAUGUCUGGAGGUGCUUUCAAAUAAGUCAUGGCUGUACGGCAGUGAAGCAUUGGUGUUGAGCACUGAUGUCAUGCUGUCGUUGAUGAUGAUGAUGAUGCUAUGGAUACCGCUGACUCAAAGGAAUCAAUCGAAGCCCAAUUCUGAUGAGAGUAGGCGCUAA